Messenger RNA from Carassius carassius (crucian carp), 4554 nucleotides. Its product is annotated as tight junction-associated protein 1-like. Bases 568 to 2634 code for a protein of 688 amino acids. The record is from RefSeq and is a predicted model, not a curated record. Gene Ontology annotation, cellular component: trans-Golgi network. Gene Ontology annotation, biological process: Golgi organization. Lineage: Eukaryota; Metazoa; Chordata; Actinopteri; Cypriniformes; Cyprinidae. The transcript is spliced from 10 exons.
GAACGCGUCGCGUCGCGUCGCGUCGGGAUUCCUGAGGAUUACCCGGCGUGCCCCGCGGGAAAGAUGGCGUUGGACGGGAGGGGAUAGAGAUAAACUUUAUCUAAAAAUUGGUAACAGAGAUAAUCUACGCCUGGGAUUCGCGGUAACACUUCAACUCCUCACGGAGACACACCGGCGACAGGACGCGGGAGCCGCGAUCGCUUUUGACGGCGCGAGCGGAGAGAUUUUAACGGCCGUUAGCAAGUGUGUGUUAGCCAGCGAGAAGAAGAAGCGGGCAAAGUUUAUUCAGUUUGAGCAGGAGUCCAAUCUGAUCUAUACCAAACUCUGGGUUUAACUGCGGAAUAUUCACUAGCCCAGGUCAUUGAUAGCCCUGAGGUCCACAUGCUGAACGGGGGAGGAGGAGUGAGACGUGAGCUAGAUUGAGUUUCCUUGGUGAUCGGAGGGACCCACUUGGGGCGAUGACUCUGGAUAAUGCAACAUGCACACUUGAGAGCGCUCAGGGCCUGAGGACCUGUUAAUGAGGACACCACUGAAACCAACUCCAGUUUCAGGACUAACGGAUGGUGUAUGGCAGCACACGGAUCUCCCAGAAUGACGAGUGCUGCUCCUGCCCGGAAACCGUACCGAAAGGCACCUCCGCAGCACCGCGAGACGCGCCAUACUGUGCCAGUAUUUCGAGAGGAUGUUAGCGGGAGUGCCUUGCCAUCCGCCAACCUUGCGCUUUCAGCCCAGCCUGACUCCUGCCAGGAGUCCUUAUCAGAUGCCGACAGGAUCAAGAUCCUGCAGCAGCAAAAUGAAGACCUCCGUCGCCGGCUCUCCCAGACCACUCAUAAGAUGGAGGCGAUGGAGACGGAGUUCGAAACCAGUCAACAUUACAUGCAAGCAGAGCUGGGUCGAACCAGAGACGACCUGGAGAAAAUGAGAGACAAAUUCAGAAGACUGCAGAACAGCUACACGGCAUCUCAGAGAGCUAAUCAAGACCUGGAGGAGAAACUUCACGCCCUGCUCCGUAAAGUGGAAAGAGACAAGAAAACCAUGGAUCAAGAGAUAGUGGAGCUCACGAAUAAACUUGUGGAUGCCAAAAACACUAUCGACAAGCUGGAGGAACUGAAUGAACGGUAUCGGCAGGAUUGCAAUUUGGCUGUGCAGCUGUUGAAGUGCAAUAAAUCGCAUUUCAGGAAUCAUAAGUUUGCUGAUUUGCCAUAUGAGCUACAGGACAUGGUGAACAAGCACAUGGAGAGUAGCUUGCCUAACAAGACUCGGGGCUCUCAGGGAGCUCAAGCCCAGGAUCCUGACACUCUAAGUCUGACUCCUGCAGACGUAGUGCCCACUUCAGUGAUCGCUCGUGUUCUUGAAAAGCCAGAGCCCCUGGUGCUCAACUCAGCCCAGUCUAGCAGCAGUGCAGGUCGGCCCGUGGCUGAAGAUGUGUUUGUACACGUGGACAUGACAGGACCCCCAGACGAGAGUGGAGGGCGUGAAAAUGGGGGUCCUGUUCAUGCCAGGCCUAUUGUGGGAGCUGGUUCUGAUCAGCAGCAUGUAAACGGCAUGUGUCGAAGCCAGGGCAGCCUGGAUGGUGCAACAGGAGAAGAUGGGGCAGCCCCUUCUUUUGAGAAGUUGAAUCCUUACCCAGCACCUCCACCACCAAACCCGCUGUACCCUGGUCGCAAAGUGAUCGAGUUCUCCUCCGAUGACAAAGUCAAGAUUCCCAAGAACAGUCCACUGCCCAAUUGCACCUACGCUACUCGUCAGGCCAUUUCUCUUAGUCUUGUGCAGAACGAAGAGGAGGCAGUCGAGCGCCAGCGGACCGUGCCCAAUAGCCCUGCUGUGUCUGAUGGGGGUUGGCGGUCUGGGACCUCCUCAUCUUCUGGUGGAGGGCAUGCUUCUCACCAGCGCACACCUCCACAGAUGGAUGCGAUGGACACCCUCUCAAGUCAUUCAAGUCCCUUUAGCAGCCCCCCUCAGCCUCCGAGCGCCUUUGCAAGCUCUGGUAGCUCAGAGGAGGACCUAAUGGCCAACUGGCAGCGCAUGUUUGUAGAAAAAAUGGCACCAUCCACCGAAGGCUGCCUUGUCAACCGUACGUCCUUCAGCAGUGAGACGGUAAAAGAUCUCCAAAGAAGUCACAAUGGAAAAUCAAGAGUAGGGGCUCUGAGAGGUGCUUACUCUGAUGGCGAGGAGGGAUCCUCGGCCCAGAGCUGGACGGCAAGUAGAGAGUCCAGUUUGGAUACAGACAACAGCAGCAUGGCAGACCUCCGGGCAAAAAAGACUCAAUACGGUGGUGACUUUUCCCAGGAAGAGGGUGAACACCUACUGAUGGCCCUUGAUCCACUUGAGAAUGAUGGUGCUAGUGGUGACACCAUGGUCACAAUUGAGAGCAGUCCAGCCUCUGCUAAGUGUCAAGAGUUUGCUGAAGAUGAUGGCUCUGCAGGAAGUUCAUCUGAGGAGCGAGAUAUCCUGCCCCAGGACUUUCCUGUCAUCGGCUCAAGAGCCCUAGCUGCCCUUGAGGAUUAUGCAGACAAGCCCCCUCAGACUGGCUCCUCACGACCUCUGAAGAGCCCCAAGAGAAUGGGGGUUCAUCACUUGCACCGCAAAGACAGCCUUACACGAGCUCAAGAGCAUGGAAACUUGCUGGACUGAGACUUUCAGGCUUAUUCUUCUCUUCUUUUUUUGACCUUGAGUGCUCUUCAUCUUACUAGCAAUCUCUAGGCAUUGCAGCAUACGACAAGUGGAAGGGAUUGAAUCAGCACUGUUGUACUUAUCCCUGAUCAUGCUGCUGUUGCAGAGGCAUCAUUGUAACUCUUCUGUCCUUUCUCUGAGGCUUGGAGCUCUUUUAUCUGUGGAACCAGUGGUAUUGAUGGCACCCGUGGUGAAGUACUUCAGUCAGUCUGGCUUUGCGUGGACGGUGCUUCAGGGAUCGUACAAGAAUGUCAUAGGAGACAUUCCAAGUCCGAGACUUGAUUCUGUUUGAUGUGACAUGAUUAAGUGGGCAACAGAAGGACAUAGCUAUACAAUUACACUUCUGUAAGAGAAAGAGUUCAAGAUUGAGCAGCAUUGGGAAUGAUCCAUGUGGCACUGUACGGACAUGGAACAUCUCACAUAAUGGGUGUUUUGACAUUUGCUUUUGUCCUCGGGUGAAAGUUUUCUACCCAGAUAAUGAUAUCUACCCAGUAUCCAGGUGCAAGUCCUUUGUUACGGGAGAUUGGGAUGGCACCAAAUGGCCACAGCUUCACAGAUACCACUGUGUCAGGCAUUCUGCUGGCUGAAGCAGAUUAAAUGUAAUCUAUGGGGACUCUCUUGUCAAUUUUCAGUGCCUAACCCUUGCUCUGACAUAGGGGGCUCUCCAUCACCCUUUAAAAUAACAUCUUGUUCCUUUAGCCUGCUUUUAGUCAUCAUAAACUGAGAUGAUCCUUCACCUCCAAUUUUCGGUUACCUCUCUUCAUUGAUCUACCACUGUAUUUCAACACCCAAUCUAAAGACAGCUUUUGUACUUUGAUAAUUUGAAUUUGAUGUAUUCAGUAUGUGUUUUAAUGAUCAAGUGUACUCCCUGAUUUUCAUUCUCAUCUAUUUUGUUUGACUAAUGGUAUUUAAAACCAAUUAUGAUUUUAAGUAAAUAUAUAGAGUUUGUGUAUUUAUUUGUCUUAUGCUUGUCUGAAGUGUCCCAUUACUUCCCUCAAAGCAGUUAAGCACUUGCAGAAGUGUGUAUAAAUGCAUAGGUUACUAAAUCCUGUCAUGAAAUGAGAAGGUAUGCAAUCCCUAUAACACAUUUUAAAUAUUUAGUCUAUUUCUUUUUUUUUCUUUUUUCACAGGUCAGUAUUUAAGAGUAAAAAAACAAACUCUACAAGUAAGGCUGAAACGUUAAAAUGUGUCAUUGGUAUUUUAUGUCCUCCAAUUCAGAGAUAUAUUAAUCUGACCCUUUGAUGCUGAUGGCACAAAUUGCCUUUCAGAGGGCAUAUUAAUAUUUAAAAACUAUGCAUUUAGUACUGUGUAAUAACACCACAAAAACCUAGCAAAGCUUUCUCUCUGUUAUGAUGACAUAGCGGACUUCUAAAUGAAAAAACGAUGAUGUAAAAAGCUGAAAUUUAAACCAGAAACAUGACCAGAAUGCAUUAUUUAGAUGAUUUUUGUUUGUUUGUUCUUUUUAAUCCCUGAUUUCAAGAAAAGCCAUGCUUUGAUCUUAAUGAAUGUAAUAUGUAAUGGAAAUAAUCUUUAUGUAGCAUCCGUUUUCAUUGGUUCCUCUUUAUUCUUUAGCUGAUGCGAAUGCUUUAUGUAUUUUAAGGGGACUGUGCAUCCCGCCAUCAUUGGGUGUCUUUUUCUGUGUGUAUUUUUGUGUGUUAAUCUGAUUUCUCGUGAUUAUGGAAGAUCAAUCUGUCUUCUACAAGUUUUUUUUUUCUUUUCUUUGAGUGUCCGAAUCGUUUCAUUUCAAUCCUUGUUCAAAUAGCAUUUUAAUAUUCAUAUUUUUUUCUCAAACAAUAAGUUUCAUAUGCAAUGGCUACAAGCAUCCUCAUUCUUUUGUUUUGAUAAAUAUAGAGACGAUUAAACUCUGUGUUGCCUUUUUAA